Messenger RNA from Umbelopsis ramanniana AG, 525 nucleotides. RefSeq lists its product as uncharacterized. NCBI's taxonomy places the organism in Eukaryota, Fungi, Mucoromycota, Umbelopsidomycetes, Umbelopsidales, Umbelopsidaceae. The transcript has a single exon. The record is from RefSeq and is a predicted model, not a curated record. The coding region runs from base 9 to 179 and encodes 56 amino acids.
GUUGGAAAAUGUUGAGAAAUAGCCUGGUGAAGCAUGAAAGUUAUACAAAGCCUCAGACGCCUGGUUCGUGGAUAAAGAUAAAAGAACGAGUAGUAAAAUUUUAUCAACCAUUAGUUUUAAAAAAAUUAAAGGAAGAAGGGAUGAUAUCUAUCUCUCAGAUAUACAGAUAUACUUGGUGAUGUUUGGAAGGUUGGAAGUGGCAAAAUCGCGGUCUACGGCCGUAUGACUGCUACUGCCAAAAAUUCCACAUUAGUUGAAAUUUCGGUGGUAGUUACUGAAUCACACAAUAACGCUCAUGACGUCCAGUAAAGAAAAAGAUUCACAGCAGCCUAGCCAGGAAAUCCUGGCAAUCAUACAUGAAGGCUCUCGAGCAUUUUCACUCCAUGACUACGAAAACGCAACAGACAAGUUUGGUCAAGCUUGUGAACUGCUGUAAGUACAUACAACCUCACUUUCGGUUUUAACGCGAAGCAAAACGCUAAUCCUAUCUGAAGUGAUAAUCAAUUUGGAGAACUAGCGCCACAA